AUGGAUUCCCGGUUAAAGGUACAACUAGAUAGCUUUAAAAAGAAGUACAGUAGUCUUACAGUAACGAAUCUGUCCCCAACAUCCAGCAAAGAUGAUCUAUGGUCGAUUUUCAUGUCUACAGGAGAUAUCAAUAGCAUUGCGAUGAACAAAGAUGUGGCGAUCAUCGACUAUAUGGAUUCCGAAGCUGCUGGAAAGGCCGUCCGACGGCUGAAUCAUGUGGAAUUCGAUGGAAGGACACUGACAGUAACCAACGCAUAA
Molecule: messenger RNA, 258 nt
Organism: Caenorhabditis briggsae
Lineage: Eukaryota; Metazoa; Nematoda; Chromadorea; Rhabditida; Rhabditidae
Exons: 2
Coding region: 1-258 (85 amino acids)
Molecular function (GO): RNA binding
Source: RefSeq, a predicted model, not a curated record